CGGUUAGUUGGUCUUUCUUUCUCGAAAAAGGAUGUGUCUCUGGUCGGUCGACAAAUUUGGAGUGUUUUCGGCGCGUACGAAGAAUUCUUAAUCGCACCAUCCGGUCCCGGUUCUAAGUGAUGUGAAUCGCCUUAAAUUAUGGCGCAUCAGCGUGGUUUGACGUGGAUCGUUGCGAUUGUCGCAAUCGUACCAGUUUUGGAGUGUCUUACCUUAGGCAGUGACAAUAGAACGAUCGGGAAUUAUUUCGAUUUCACUCGCUUCUGGGGCAUCCACUAUGGCGAUGCAAAGCUUCGCCGCAGCUACGAUUACGUCAUUGUGGGCGCUGGUCCAGCGGGAUCUGUUUUGGCAAGGCGCCUAAGUGAUAACCCCAAAGUGACCGUCCUGCUGUUGGAAGCUGGCAAGGGUGAACUACCCAUCUUCACAGAUAUUCCACUUGCAGCUCCGAAUCUCCAAGCCACAGACUACAACUUUGCGUACGAAAGUGAAGUGCAAUCGAUCGGAUGCCAAGGCUUGUGGGAUCAAAAGUGCAGUUGGCCCCACGGCAAGGGCGUCGGAGGAUCGUCGAUCAUCAACUACAUGAUCCACACCCGCGGAAAUCGAAGAGAUUACGAUGGGUGGGCUCGAGCAGGAAAUCCCGGCUGGAGCUGGGACGAGAUCCUUCCCUACCACAUUCGAUCGGAACGGGCCAACAUCCGAGACUUUGAAGAUAACGGAUUCCACGGCAAAAAUGGGCCCUUGUCUGUGGAAGAUUGUCCGUUCAGGUCAAAAGUGGCGCACGCAUUCGUCCGCAGUGCCCAGCAGGCCGGCUAUCGAUAUCUGGACUACAACGCGGGCGAACUUAUCGGCGUGUCGUAUCUGCAGGCCACAACGCUGCGAGGCACGCGGGUCACCAGCGGGACUGCGUACUUGGCCCCGAUUGCGACGCGCAAGAAUCUGCACAUUCUGACAAAGGCUUGGGCCACCAAGGUGUUGAUCGACCCGGUUUCCAAGGAAGCCACCGGCGUGCUUUUCUCGAGAAAUAAGAAGGUCUUUAAGGUGAAGGCCAACCGGGAGGUCAUCCUAUCUGCUGGAGCUUUUGAAAGUGCCAAACUGCUCAUACUGUCUGGAGUGGGGCCUACCAACCAUCUGGAAAGCUUGGGCAUACCAAUCAUUCAGAAUCUUCCAGUCGGGGAGCAGUUGUACGAACAUCCGGGAACGUUCGGUCCAGUCUACCUAGUCAAGAAGCCCAUCGACAACUUCAUCCAGCUGGACGACAACAUCAACCUGCGUAACAUAAUCCGGUACAUAAACGGGCGCGGACUCUUCACAACCAAUUCGGUGGAGAGCUUGAUGUACAUCAAGACCCCGGUCGCGGAAAGCCCCGAUCCCGGCCUUCCGGACGUCGAAAUCAUGCAGGCCUUCACGUCGAUUGAUUUCGAUUCCGGUCCAGGCACUGCCACGGCGUUCCGACUGUCCAACGAAACGUACGACGGCUACUUCCGACCGAUUCGAAACGUGCGAUCGUUCAUGUACCUUCCGCUGCUGUUGAAGCCCAGGACGAAGGGAAAGCUGCGCUUGAAGUCACGCAAUCCCUUCCAGCAUCCCCGAUUUGAGUAUCAAUACUUUGAGGAUGAUCGCGAUCUGGAUGCCCUAGCGUAUGGAAUUGAGGAAGCGAUUCGGGUUACCUCACAGCCAGCAUUUCGUGAGCUUGGCGUUGAGUUGUACUCGCGAAAGGUACCAGGCUGCGAGCAGCUCGAAUUCAACACCCACGAGUAUUGGCGAUGCCACGUGCGCGUUUUGACGGCGACCUUCCAUCAUCAGGUCGCCACCUGCAAAAUGGGCCCACCAACGGACCCGGAAGCGGUCGUAGACGCCCGACUUCGUGUCUACGGCGUUGGUCGGCUACGCGUGGUUGACAUCGGAAUCGUUCCGGAACCUCCGGCGGCGCAUACAGCCGCGGUGGCGUACGGUAUCGGCGAGAAAGCGGCGGAUAUGAUAAGGGAAGAUUUUGCCGCUGGUGCUACCGGAAGUCGGGUUCACAAAGCUAUCCAUAGUGACGGGUUUGGCGGGAGGGCUGAUAUUCCGAUAGAGUUUGAGGCGCAGCGGAUGUUUGGUAGAAUUGUGGGUCCCAGGCCGUUUGAUGAGAGUGCGUUUGUGAGGAUAACGCGGUUCAGGAGGGAGGUUGGGAGCUUUAAUGGGACGUUAAGUGAGCAGGAUCGAGGCAUUUUAGAUGAGGAUAAUAAAGUGUAGAGAAUAAUUAGCUUAAUUGCCAUUUAUAAAAAAAAGGCUCGACAUGAUUUCACCGAAUUGUUCAGAUUAAUUCAAAUAAGCCUACAGUUAUGCAACGAUUCAUGGGAUGCCAAAUGAAUCAGUGUGCUUAGCUUUAGUCUGGGGUAAGCUGGCAAUUGUUGAGGGUAUUUAAUAUGAAAGUAUUUUUUUUUUAGAU
Molecule: messenger RNA, 2425 nt
Organism: Culex quinquefasciatus (southern house mosquito)
Lineage: Eukaryota; Metazoa; Arthropoda; Insecta; Diptera; Culicidae
Product: glucose dehydrogenase [FAD, quinone]
Exons: 4
Coding region: 139-2229 (696 amino acids)
Molecular function (GO): flavin adenine dinucleotide binding; oxidoreductase activity, acting on CH-OH group of donors
Source: RefSeq, a predicted model, not a curated record